AUGUUUUCAAAUAUCUUCUUUUUAUUCUUUUAUUAUCUAAAUAACUUAUUAUUAAACACGAGCAUAAUGUCUAAAAAUAUCCCUAAUAAGUCUGAUGUCAAGGACUCCAUAAUCUCGGAAACCAACAGAGCCGAAUAUUACAGUUUAUUGAAAGAAUACAACUCCAAGAAAUCAUCACACUGGGUCUUUUCCGUUGUUCCAGGUAUUUUCCAACAAUCUUUAGAAGAUACCGAUGAAACCAAGUUUGAUACCAUUAAAGAACACUUUGGGAUCAUUCCUACUUGGGAUGAAGUGAUCAACCAAUUACACACCUUGAAUGACAACACCGAUGAUGAUGUUCAAUAUAAAUUAUUCUUUUUGGCAAGACACGGUCAAGGUUUCCAUAAUGUCAAGCAUACUGAAAACCCAGAAUUAUGGGAUAGUUAUUGGAGUCAUUUGAACACUGAUGGAAAAAUCGUUUGGGGUCCAGAUCCUGAAUUGACAGAGUUAGGUAUUCAACAAGCUAAAGAUAAUAAUGUUGCUUGGAAAGGGGAAAUCACCAAUAAUAAGAAUGAAAAUCCAAAAUUGAUUGUUCCUACUAGGUUUUAUUCAUCACCUUUUAGAAGAUCAGUGGAUACAUUGAUCAACACUUGGGAAGGUAUUGUAGAUUUGAAAGAAGUCAAACCAUUGAUUCAAGAAAACUGGAGAGAAACUAUUGGUGAGCAUACUUGUGAUAUGAGAUCCAAUAGAACUACAAUUGCUGGUAAGUACGAACCAUUAGGAAUUGAAAUUGAACCCGGCUUUGAAGAAGAAGAUAUUUACUGGAAACCAGAUUAUAGAGAAACCGUUGCUGAAGAAGCAAUUAGACACAAUGCAGGAUUACAAGAAAUAUUUGACAAUUAUCCAAAAGACGAAGUUAUUAGCAUAACAAGUCACAGUGGUAGUAUUAGAGCUCAAUUAAUGGUAUUGGGACAUAGACCUUUUGCUAUUGGUACCGGUGGUAUGAUUCCAGUAUUUGUGAAAGCAGUUAAAGUUAAGUAA
This is a messenger RNA of Candida tropicalis MYA-3404, 1020 nucleotides long. RefSeq names its product putative phosphomutase. Lineage: Eukaryota; Fungi; Ascomycota; Pichiomycetes; Serinales; Debaryomycetaceae. Gene Ontology annotation, molecular function: phosphatase activity. Gene Ontology annotation, cellular component: cytoplasm. The transcript has a single exon. The coding region runs from base 1 to 1020 and encodes 339 amino acids. The record is from RefSeq and is a predicted model, not a curated record.